CACCUAGCACUUGUUAACCAACACACAAGCUCUCUAUUAUCUACUUACUGCGACUCAUCGCGAUAUACUUACUAACGGCGGCGAGAUGUAUUCCAUAAUGUUCAACGAGAUCCUCCCGGCUCCCCCACCACCUCCGCCACCUCAAGACGAGUCGCUAGGCCCAAGAUUCCCCGUCUACCUACUCCCGAGCCUUACCAUGCCGUUUCGCCGAAGACGACAAAGUUCACAUUUAAAUUCCGGAAGACCUAACGAAACGAUACCGUCACUAAGCUCAACGCCAACAGACUCGACAACGUCAAGUCCUGUAGAGAGUCCGACGACACCCUCGUUCUUUCUACCAAUGAACUUAUUCAAACAGAAAGACAGCCGCAAACGAUCAUCCCUAGAGCCCCUAGAGACUACGAAGAUCUCGCGGACACAACCCAACACUAUAAGGUGUUCUACAUGUGCUUCCGAUUUCGCUUUCGCCUCCCAGAUCGUGAGCAAAGGUUUCACAGGUCGAUACGGCCGGGCGUUUCUCGUGUCACCUCCGGAUCAACCAUCUCGCAAGGGUACGAAAGGAAGAGACCUAAUCAAUAUUAAGGUCGGUAAGUCUGAGACUCGCGUCUUGGUUACCGGAUCACAUGUUGUCGCGGAUAUCGUUUGUGCCGUAUGCCAUACCAAGAUAGGCUGGAAAUACAUAGACGCCAAGGAGGAGUCGCAGAAAUACAAGGUCGGGAAGUUCAUUUUAGAGACUCAGAGGGUUGUGGUUUAUCGUAAUUGGGAAGAUAUUAUGGUCGACGAGAUCUCUGACAUUGGGAUGGAGCAGCAAGAACUACAAACGGGAGAUGACGAUGAGCCCGUCAUAUUUGACUCCGACGAUGAGGAUGAAUGCGAGGACCUUUUCCAAGGCUCUUGGGAUGCUGAGGUGGUAGCUAAAAGACGAAGCCGAAAGGUUAAUCGACGACAGAAGAAGAGCACCGAUUAAACCCUCCACUGUGAUAACCGGGAUUGGGGGAGUUUUCAUCGUAAUAAUACCCGAGCAUGGUUUCGUUUGAAGGAGAAGGCAUUUGACAUUUCGAUACCCUGGUAGGCAUGUGUUCACUCAACAAAGGAGUUUAUGGGUCUGAAGUGGAAAGCCGCAAUAUGAGCGGAUAUCUGAGUUUUUGUUUUCGUCAUU
Molecule: messenger RNA, 1159 nt
Organism: Annulohypoxylon maeteangense
Lineage: Eukaryota; Fungi; Ascomycota; Sordariomycetes; Xylariales; Hypoxylaceae
Product: yippee-domain-containing protein
Exons: 1
Coding region: 86-967 (293 amino acids)
Source: RefSeq, a predicted model, not a curated record